AUGACAACAACGCAGACCUAUCCGGAGCUCGAGGAAAUCCCACCGGCGCCGCAACGCUCGAGGGUGUCGUCGCAUGCCUACCCGCUCAUUCCGCAGUGGGUCGCCUCGGUGUUCGCCACAUUCCCCCUUCACACCUUCCCGCCCGCAAAGGUAUACUCGCCUUCAGUGCCGGCUACUCCGACUAAGCCAACGCUCUACAUCGCGCCUCACCUCAACAGAGACGGCACACUCUCGACCACAUCCGACGACGGUUCUUCAUCCAAUCCUGCAUUCGUUGGCGAUGCAAAGACGUCGGAUCAGCACACCAGCGGCUGGUCCAGCAGCGACCCCAUUGCACUUCGCUGGCAGAUGGAGUUUGUAUUCCGACAAGCCGACAUCGAUGUGAGGUUCAUCGACCCUUCUCACAACUGGGGGCCAGCCAAGUCCAUGCCCUUCCUCCAUCUGCCGCCUUCGCAUCGCUCGCCCAGCAACUCGGCAGCAAGCAGCGUGCCGACUGCCUUGCUUCCUGCCGUCGACUUUGCACACCAUCUCGACAACUACUAUCCGCUAUCCCGCCCGGAGCUCGGUGAAAAGCCUGCAAACGCAUGGACCGACGAUGCGACUCGUCUCGAGGCGAGGACGUGGGAGAAUCUGCUGCAGGGCAGGGUCAUGGCAGGUGUUCUGCUGGCCGUGCUACUUUCGCCUCAGUCCUCUGCGUACGCUCGUGCUGGUUCUCAGCCGUACCUCUCGUCUCUGCUCUCUGCACAUCUCCAGAACUCAUUCUUCGACCAGCAAUUGCGGCGCAUCUCGGCACUCAACCCGUCGGCUGCCGUGGCUGCUUCCGCGUCGCAACCGACGACGAGCCUGCCAGGCUGGGAGGUGGGCUUCCUCGGCUGGAUCGGUGCCACCACUGCUUCGGCCACAUCCGCGCUGGCUGCCGCCGACCUCGACUCGCGCGGCGGCGGAGACACACCCGGUGCUGCAUUUGCCAGCCCGGAGGUGGAUCAGGACAAGGUGGUCUCCGACGCUGUUGCGGGCUUGCAGGCGCUUGCGGCGCGGACAAAGGCACAGCUCGAGGAAGAGUCCAAGGAGAUGCAACCGCUGCUGGGCGCUUCGAGACCGACAUCGCUCGAUGCCUUGGCUUUCAGCAUCGUCCACACCGUGCUCACGUUGGCUGCAACACCACAGUGCCAGGGCGACGGCGCAAGCGAGCCGCUGCGCAAGCUUAAGCUCGCUCUCGAUCAGAGUCCGUGGCUCGUGCGAUGGUCUCGCAUUGUUUGGAAUGCGCACGUGAAGGACCUCGACCGAAGCUAG
Moesziomyces antarcticus is the source of this 1293-nucleotide messenger RNA. RefSeq lists its product as uncharacterized. The transcript has a single exon. Lineage: Eukaryota; Fungi; Basidiomycota; Ustilaginomycetes; Ustilaginales; Ustilaginaceae. The record is from RefSeq and is a predicted model, not a curated record. Bases 1 to 1293 code for a protein of 430 amino acids.